CCGUGGCGCGGGCGGCGUCGACUGCGCCAGGGAUCGGGAGCCCCCCUCUCUCUUCCCCACUUGCUCGCCAGCUGAGCCCGCCCUCGCUACCUGCGUCCUAUAAAUACCACCGCCUGACCAGAUCGACCUAUUCUGCUCCUGCGUGCACACAUUCGUCGGACACCUCUCCCUCUCUCUUAGGUCGCCGUCAUCUCCACAGAUUCAGAGUCCUGCGUGGAGGAGAUUCUGCGAGCUCCCUCAUCCAUGGCCGAUGACAAGUGCGGCGAGGAGCUGGCCGUCGCCGAGCCCCUCGGGCGGUGGCCGGUGCUGUCGUACGGCGUCGGACACAUGCUCAACGACAUCACCUCCGCCUGCUGGUUCACCUACCUCCUCAUGUUCCUGCAAGAAAUCGGUCUCACUCCACGGGAUGCGUCUAUCGUGAUGCUUUCAGGCCAGGUCGCGGACGGUGUGAUGACGAUCGUCGCCGGCGAAAUGAUCGACAGGUUCGGCCGUUUCAAGCUGUGGCACAUCGGAGGGUUGGUCCUGGUCGGCGUCUCCUUCUCCUCCGUCUUCGGCGGGUGCCUGCUCUGCGCCGUCCUCGGCACCGACUCCUACCUCGUCAGGACCAUCGGCUACAGCUUCUUCGCCGCGGUGUUCAACGUCGGCUGGGCGGCCACACAAGUCUCCCACAUGGCGAUGGUGAACUGCAUGACAUCCAACCCCACGAGCCGGGUGGCCUUGGCGAGCUGCAGAAAUGCUUCCACUAUGGUGGCUAAUCUUGGUUUAUAUGGGAUCGCGUUAGCUGUGUUUGGUGCAGUAAAGGCAAAAACAUGUGCAGACAUUGUUGUUCAGUACAAGUGGAUCGCCUAUGUGUCCAUCUUCGUAGGAUGCUGCUUCCUGGUGCUGUUCCACGUUGGGACAAGUGAACCAACUUUGAAGUGCGAGCCUAACUGCAAGAAGCGGGCUCGGAUCGCCUGGGGUUACUGGUUCAAGAAGACCCUGUACUACCAAGUUGCUCUCCUCUACAUGCUCGCAAGAUUGAUCACAAACGUUUCUCAGUCGCUCAUCGCAUUCUACGUCACCAGAGACCUGAAAAUGAACGAAUACUCGAAAGCCACUAUCCCAGCCAUCAUAUUCUGCUGCAGCUUCCUCGUGUCCGUGGUCCUCCAGGAGAUGAAGUGGAACAGCCGCCGGCUCAAGUCGCUGCUCACCGUCGGGGCGACGCUGUGGGUGGUCUCCGGGGCGGCGGUGUUCAUCCUCCCGAGCCAGAUGCACAACCUCAUGUACCCGCUGGCGAUGGUGAUCGGUGCCGCCAACGCGCUGGUGAUGGUGACCACGAUCGGGCUGGAGAGCGCGCUGGUCGGGGAGGACCUCAACGGCUGCGCCUUCGUCUACGGCUCCCUCAGCUUCCUCGACAAGAUGUCCUGCGGGAUCGCGCUCUUCGUGCUCGAGUCCUACGACGAGACGCCCAGCUGCGGCGAGGUCAGAGGGCUCAACACCAUGAGCAGGUACGGCACGGGCCUCAUCCCGGCCUGCUUCGCCGUGCUCGUCCUCGUCGUGACAUCCACCCUCAGGCUGCACGACGACGCUCCGAGGGCGAGAGCUUCCGCCGCACUGGAAGCUCCUCUGCUCGUCUAAAGCGUCCAUGUAUGUUGGGGCCUUGGGGGAGAUUGUGGAAAUGUAAAUCCUUUUCAAUUAGGUUUGAAAGAGGAAGGUAAGGUAAGACGUAAUCAUCAUCGUCAUGCCGGCAAUAAGUAAUUAGGUCGUAAUGCAGCUCUUUCCAAUUAGAUUUGGGAAGAUGCUUCUGUACUGUUGUCGUGUUCGUCAUGUACUGUCACGGUUCAGCUCUCAAUUUGGGUGAAGUUUCAGGCGAACACAAGAUUGAAAAGAAAGUUGUUUUGAUCGUGCAA
Lolium perenne is the source of this 1889-nucleotide messenger RNA. RefSeq lists its product as uncharacterized. Gene Ontology annotation, cellular component: plasma membrane. Lineage: Eukaryota; Viridiplantae; Streptophyta; Magnoliopsida; Poales; Poaceae. Gene Ontology annotation, molecular function: symporter activity. Gene Ontology annotation, biological process: carbohydrate transport. The record is from RefSeq and is a predicted model, not a curated record.